Messenger RNA from Rhizophagus irregularis DAOM 181602=DAOM 197198, 891 nucleotides. The record is from RefSeq and is a predicted model, not a curated record. Lineage: Eukaryota; Fungi; Glomeromycota; Glomeromycetes; Glomerales; Glomeraceae.
ACGCGAAGUAUAGCUUUUUUCCGUCAUUUCAAUAACUUCAAUACACGGCUUAAUCAAUUAUAAUGCCAAAGAUUCAUAGUAUCGCAAUACGAGGAAUUCGUUGUUUUGGUCCCUCGCAAUGUUUUGAAGUAAACUUAGAUCAGCCUCUUACGCUAAUAGUUGGCACAAAUGGUUCUGGGAAAACAACUAUAAUAGAGGCGUUGAGGUAUGCCACUACUGGUCUUUGUCCACCAGGUACCUCAAGGGGAAAGACUUUUGUAAUGGACCCAAAUUUAUAUGGCGAAAAUGAAGUUAAAGCUCAAAUCAAACUUGAGUUCACGGGUAUAGACGGACAAGAAGUGGUUGCUACUAGGUCUAUGUCCAUGAAACAGAGAAAAACAGUUUCAACAUUUCAAACACUUGAAUCUUUGUUGGAAAUAAAUGAUCCAGCUUCACGGUUUAGAACAAGUCUUACUGGUCGCUGUGCAGACUUAGAUUCAGCGGUUCCCGCGCAUCUUGGCGUUCCUCCUGCUAUUCUCGAUUUUGUUAUAUUUUGUCAUCAAGAUGACUCUCUUUGGCCGUUAUCUGAACCGACUGUGCUAAAAAAAAAAUUCGAUGAAAUUUUUGAAUCCGGCAAGCUUUCUAAUAUAAUAACGGAUGUCAAAAAGGACAGGAAAGCACUAGCUACAUCAUAUAAAGAAGGCAAAGUAGUUUUCGAUCAUUUGAUGAAAGAACGUGAAAGGGCUGAGAAGUUACAAAGGAGAAUUGAACAAAAUAAAAAAAAGGUUGAAGAACUUACUCGCCAAAGAAAAACUUACAGUCAUCAAAUUAAUGAUGUUGCUCAAGAAAUUGGAUCAUUACUAGAAACUAUUCAAGAAGUAAAUAAUAAAGAAUCAGACCUAAAAAUAUUAA